Molecule: messenger RNA, 5189 nt
Organism: Nothobranchius furzeri (turquoise killifish)
Lineage: Eukaryota; Metazoa; Chordata; Actinopteri; Cyprinodontiformes; Nothobranchiidae
Product: prostaglandin F2 receptor negative regulator
Cellular component (GO): membrane
Source: RefSeq, a predicted model, not a curated record
CCUGCUUCCUCCACUCCUCCCACAGAGCAACACCUAACUUCCGGCUGCUCCUCCUCACUCAGCCUGUCUCUCCUUCAGCCUCAAGCGAGCUCGCUCCUCACGUGAAACCGGAUCGGUCAUAUCAGCGUGGCCCGUCUAAACAACGUCUAAACGGGACUUCGGUGUCUGGAUUAGAACCCCCGCGGUGUGCGUCCGUUUGGCAUCGCGGCUCCGCCCGGCGUGCGGUGCAGCGCGGAGUGAUUGCACACAUCUGAGAGUUUUAUAUUGGACUGUCCCCCUGAGCGGCGGGAGAGGACUGGUCUUGUCCCAGCGCCAGACAAAAAGGACGUGGGGACUUCAUCAAAGAGAAGAGAGGGGACAAACAGCAGCGGACAUGGUGGACUGUCUCGUGACUCUCGUCGUUGCUCUUUCACUUGUCGGCGGGUGCUCGGCCCGAGUGGUGACGGUGUCUCCAGGGCCGUUAAUAAGGGUGGAAGGUCAACCGGUCUCCAUCAGGUGCAACGUCACAGAUUAUGGAGGUCCUCGUGAGCAGGAUUUCGAAUGGGAGAUGUCCAGGGAUGCGACCGGAGCCAAGACUAAAAUCAUCUCCACCUUUGAUGUCACGUUCUCCAGCCCGUCACUCAGCAGUCGCAUUGCGUCGGGCGACAUCUCGGUGGUGCGGCUGAAGGACAACGAGGUGGAGCUGAAGAUUGCAGAGCUGAAGUCUCAGGACGCCGGUUUCUACUUCUGUCAAACGCCAAGCACGGACGUGGUCAUCAGCGGGAACUAUGUGGCUCAGGUUCAGCUCACAGUCAUUCCCAACACCCUCAAAGUUUCCCCUGCUACGCCACCCAAAGUCAUCCCAGAAGGAAGUGACCUCACGCUCUCCUGCAACGUGACCCGGGAGUUCAGCUACCCCACCUACCUGUCCGUCAUCUGGUCAGUGAAGAAGGGCACGACUUCAGAGGAUAUUUUGGUGUUUGGACCUCAGGGGGAUGUCAACACAGGUUCCACGUACACGUACCGGUUCUCGGACGGAGGCAUCCGAUUGGUUCCUGGCAGGAACGGAGUGUUUGAUCUUGUGAUUACCAGAGUGACAACGUCAGAUGAUGGGAUUUAUCAAUGCGCUGGAGCAGAGUGGACGCAUGAAAAAGGAGGGAAGUGGACUAAAAUCGUGGAGAGCAAAAAAGAGAUGGGGGCGGUUUCUGUCACUCCUUCAGGCAAUACCCUGAACGUGAAGGCUUCAUCCUACUCCUCUCCCUCAUCCACCUCCCUUCUCCUGUCUCCUGGAGACUCGUUGACCCUGUUUUGCAACGUUUCCGUUGACAACAUGGCCGCCCUCGCCUUGGAAGUGACCUGGCUGGCCGACAGCCGCGAGAUCAUCACCAUGGAGCGCAGCGGCGUGGUGAUCUCCAACAUGACAUCGAGCGGCACGCUGGGGAGCCACAGGGAAGCGAACCUGGAGAAGACCGGAGUGGGGGAGUACAGGCUGGGGGUGAAGGGUCUCACCGGAGAGGACGGAGGGCUUUACAGAUGCCGGGUCCGGGCCUUCGUCAAGAAAGAAGGGCUUAGCGCGGGAGGAGGAGGGAGGUGGCAGAUGACAGCGGAGAAGUCGUCCACCCCUGUGACGGUGAAGGUCUCGGAGAUCAAGCCAAACUUCACGCUGAGCCUUAAAGCCACGCAGAAGCCCAGCAGGGCGUCUGAGCCCACAGAGCUGGUCUGUAAUGUGACCGACAUCACCCGGCUUCCUCCAGGAGGCAGACUGGCUGUCAGCUGGGAGCACGUCGGCCUUCCUGGGAACGAUGGCCCACAUCAGAUUGGCUACUUGGAUGGAAACGGCAACGUGUUCCCAGGAAAAGACUACGACGACAAGCUGAAGAAGGGACUGAUGUCUCUGAGCAGAAGCCAACCAAACACCUUCAAACUGCGAUUCCUCAGCACUCAGAUUUCUGACAUGGGCCAGUACGCGUGCGUCGUCUCCUCUUGGAGUGUGAGCAGCCAGGGCGACCUGGUCAAGACCUCCGAGUACAGAAGCUCACCUCUGACUGUGGAGUGGGACACCAAAACUCCCGCUCUGAAUGUCGCUGCCAAGCGCAUCCGUGAAGCCUCGGUGGGUGGAGCUACCUUUGAAAUGAGCUGCACCGUUACCACAGAGAACCUCGCGGGUUGGACGAGCUACGCGGUGACCGUCGAAUCGCAGGAUGACCUGAAGAGCAACGUGAGAACAGUCAUGUCUCUAAGCCCAGACAACGAGGUGCAGUACGGAGAGACGGACCCCAACAGGAGAGACAGCGUGGUUCUGACCAAGUCCGGCCCGGCAGAGUUCCGGUUUCGUCUGGCCGGUGUCCAGCUCUCCGAUAGAGGUUUCUACUGGUGCAACGUCACCGCUUUCACCAAACAGCAGCUAGAACAGACCUGGACGAGAGCCGCCCAGUCCCAAUCCAACACGGUCAAGAUCGACUUCCAAGAAAACGGCCCGUCCUUCGCCAUCGCCAUCCGCUCGGACGCCAGCAGCGUUUAUCCGUGGGAAACGGCCAAGAUCGAGUGUUCGCUCAGCAUCUCUGGAUCCUCACCAAAAACUGAUGACCUGUCCUACGAGGUGAGCUGGUUCUUCACCAGGCUGCGGGGAGGACAGUUGAACGCUCGAGUCGCCACCCUGGAUCGCUUUGGCGUCGUGAGAAAAGUCCACCGGAACUCUUCCAGUGACGUUUCGAUUGAGCGCAAAGACACCAACAGCUACCAGCUGAACAUCUAUGGCACUCAGGACAGGGACAGUGGAGAGUACCACUGCAUGGCCACGCCCUGGUACCUGUCGUCCUCCACGGGAGCCUGGACCGAAGCCGGAGAGCUGACGUCUGGACGAGUCUUCAUCUCUGUCAAGUUUGCUGUGUGGGACUCCCUAAAGUUUCCUCUCCUGUACGGUGCAGCAGCUUCACUGGGCGUCGGGCUCUUCUCGGUGCUCCUGGGUCUCCUGUGCGCCCACUGCUGCUGCCGUAACACGACACACACUCCCCGCUCGCACAACAAGCUGAUGAACUUUGAGAUGGACUGACACACACUUUCCCCUGCGUCCACACACUGCAGCGCCCACAGGAAGCACCACACAAACAGCAGACACACGCCCGUCGACGACUUCUGGGACACCCAGCUGUUCGCCGACGACGGGCGUUGGGAGUAACUGGACUCGGACUCCCGAUCGACCGCUCACAGUGCUUUUCAACGGUGCUCAGGACAUUUCAGCUCUGCAGUGGGGGUGCAGGGGUCUUUCACACUCACCCAUGGAGUUAAAGCCUUUCAGACUUCUGUUUCUGGGAGAAAUCCGCGGCGCUUCUAGUGAUCUUUCCUUUGUUUGGACUUCAAGUUGAUGAGAAACUCUUUGAGACGUCACUGCCCGCUGGGAGUAACGGACCUCCAAACGGAUCAGCUGCCUCCCUAACUAGGAAUAACAAAUGAAGCUGGACCUCUCGUCCUCUCUGUAACCAAGGCUCGGUGCAAAGUGCAACCUCUCUGAGUCUGGUGGUAAUUGGGUCCUCCAGCACAUCCGUGGUUGGGGGUCAAGCGCCGUCUGACACCCUGACGUGUCUUUGGUCUGGUCCUGGCUCUGUGCUCUUCCCGUUGGGUUCUCGUUUUGCACAAACCCGACGAAACCACCUUUAUUCAAGUCUAGUUUUUACAGAAUUAAGAGACUUUAAAAUGUGACAUUUUCAGUUUUACGAUGAGAUGUGCAGUGUGUGUGUUUGUGUGUGAGCUAUCCUGUGUGCGGCUGCCCGACCCAUUUAUCCAGCCGCUGGUGUUUGCCUGCGUCUCGUGUUUCGUACGCCGUGUGGGUGUUGUGAGACUAAAGGGUUGCAUGUACGGAUUUAAAACGACACUAUGAUGUCACUCAUGAGCAGACGUGUUUCAGGGUGGAAGGAGAAGCUUCUUUGGUUGUUUUUUAGAAUCAUGCAUGUUUGUCAGAUCCGUUUGCGGAGCCUAGCUCACUGUUGGGGAACACUUGUGACUUGUUUUAGACUCGCUCCGCUCUAAACCCAGCAUCUCUCUGGGCUGCACCUCACAAACGCCCCAAUGCCGGAGUUUCUACGGAGCCCUUCCCUGCUUGGGUCGGGAAUCGCCAACAUGUGGAUGAAACGUGGACAUUUUUGAUUUUUGUGACUGAACAGCAACACAUUUGUCGAAUUCAUUGUUGUUUUCUGCCAAAUUUACAUGUUUUGAAUCCGUUUUUCUUCGACCUCCAACAAGCUGCAGCCCCGUAAGAUUCUGCACACAAAGUUCUUUUCCUCAGCGGCGCCGCUGCGAGCUUGGCACAGAUUUCCCACAAGCCAAACCUUCCUGUCCCUGCAACCAUCUGAUGUGAUCAUGUGACUGUUGAACCAUGGGUUAGGGUUUGACACGCUGCUCUGACCUUUAUGGUGUCAGACUUCAACCCCAGAAAUGAACAAAGCUGCUUUUCUCCUGGUUUUUUACACUUUUUAAAAACUUUUUUCAGCGUUAGGAUUCAUGCCACGGAGCAUCUACAGGGUUCUGGGACCUUCACGCAAUAAAAAUCAUCCUGGAGAGUUUGUAUUGAAAUCCCAGUAAAACAGCUCAGAUUAUAGUCUGGUUUAGUUUAAAACGCUUUUAGUGAAGCUUAAAAAGUUCAUUUUUAUUCUGUUUCUCUCAAGAACAUCUGACAUGAAUCCAGUAGGCUCCGUUGGCAUCAAAAAAUUCAUUUUUGACAUUUCUUUACAUCUGAAUCUGCAUUAAUCAGCUGGGUCACAUUUCAACCCGUGCCAUCCGCUGGGGCUUUUAUUUUGUUAACGAAUGACCUUGUCGUGCUGUGUGACAUGUUAACGCAGUUAUGUUGAAACCCAGCAGGAUGCAGCUUGUUUGCUGUGAUUUUUAAGCCACUGUUUAACAGCAAUAAUCAGCUUAUUUCCAGGUUAUCGCUCAAGCUGACCCGGACCAUGAAACUGGUUCUAGAGAACCAGAACGACUUGGAAAUGGUGGAAAGAACCUGUCUGAUCUAAUGAAUCUGUCUGUAGCUUCCAGAGUCCGUAUGUUCAGAGGAGUCGAUCCCGGCAGGAAAAGAGUUUAGUGCCAAACGACAACGUAGCUCAGAAAGACGCCGUGAACGCGUCCCAACAUGGCUACUCUGAUGUUUUUAUUUUGUUUCUACAGUUGAUAUGAUGAAUUAUGAGCAUUUUUUUUUUAAUAAAUAGAUUUUAAACACA